AUGUCGUAUAAAACUAUUGCUGCGGCCAUCUGCGGCCUGGCGCCCAUCGUCUCAGGCGCACUCCACAACACUGUCAUCGAAACUAAAAAUGGAGGCGUCCAGGGCUACCCUGCCUUCAACAGCUCUAACACCGGCAACCUGACUCACUGGAAAGAUAUCACCGUCUGGAAAGGUAUUCCAUUCGCGGCAACAACUGGAGGCCAGAAUCGCUGGAAGGCCCCCCAGCCUGUGAGCGCAUGGAAUGGAACUUUGGAUGCCAAGAGCUUCGGAAGCGUCUGCCCUUCAGCAACAGAUGGUAACAAUGACUACACCAUCGAUGAGGAUUGUUUGAAUCUCAAUGUUUGGAGUCCUGCGAAUUCCACCGAUGCUAAGCUUCCGGUCGUGAUGUGGAGUUACCCGGCUCUCUCGACAGCGGCGGACGCUCUGUUUGAUGGUGGUGGUAUGGCGGACCAGGGUAUUGUCUUUGUCAACUACAACUACCGAACUGGAUCCUUUGGAUGGCUCGCGACCCCAGAGUUGACAGAGGAAUUCGACAAUGGACAUAACAGCUCUGGAAACUGGGGCAUGCUUGACCAAUUUGCUGCUGUCAAGUGGAUCAAGGCCAACAUUGCCCAGUUCGGUGGUGACCCUGACCACAUCACUGUGAUGGGUCAAUCUGCUGGGUCUGCUGCAACUCAGCACAUCUUGAACAGCCCUCUGACCAAGGGUUUGAUUGUUGGUGCCAUCGUCGAGAGUGGUGUGAGGGAUCCCCAAGAUCCUUUGUGUACUAGCCUUGCGGAGGCCUACACAACUCUUGAUUCUUCCUACUCUACAGGAACCUCCUAUUUGAAGAGUCUCAAUGUUUCCACCAUUGCCGAAGCCCGGGAACUGCCCAUGGAAAGCCUGGUUACCAACUUCAUGUCUUCGAACUUCAACUUCCAGGCUACGCUUGAUUACUACGCUAUCCCCGACACCUACUAUAAUACUUUGGUCAAGAAGUUGGCCCACGAUGUCCCCGUGAUCACCGGAAACACUAAGGACGAAAGCGGUGCCACGUAUGGCUUGGAUAUCAGCGUGUCGGAGUAUCUCACCGACCUGAACGAAACAUACAGUGGUGUCUGGCCUCAGCGCUUCCUCGAUCAAUACCCGGCACACGAUAACACCACCGCUUCAGGCGCAUACAACUCUCAGUUCACCGACCGCUCCAAGGUUGGAACAUGGUUCUGGUCUCAGCUGUGGAACAAGGCUUACAGCAGCCCGAUCUACAACUACAUUUGGGACCACGCCCCUCCUGGUCAGGAUCAGGGUGCUUAUCACGAAUCUGAGAUCAACUAUGUUCUGAACAAUCUUUACGGCACUGACAAGCCUUGGACUGCGGAGGACUACAUCAUUGCUAAGAAGAUGAACGGCUAUUGGGCCAACUUUAUCAAGACCGGAAAUCCUAACGGUCGCGGUUUGACUGCUUGGCCGGCCGCAAACUCGUCCGCGCUCGUUCAACGUCUUGGAGAUGGAUGGGGUCAGAUCCCGGCUGCAUCGAGCAAGAAGGUUGCUCUGUUUAAGUCGUGGUUCAGUACUUUACACAAGUACUAG
Messenger RNA from Penicillium nucicola, 1569 nucleotides. Its product is annotated as carboxylesterase/lipase family protein. Bases 1 to 1569 code for a protein of 522 amino acids. Lineage: Eukaryota; Fungi; Ascomycota; Eurotiomycetes; Eurotiales; Aspergillaceae. The transcript has a single exon. The record is from RefSeq and is a predicted model, not a curated record.